Molecule: messenger RNA, 5679 nt
Organism: Globicephala melas (long-finned pilot whale)
Lineage: Eukaryota; Metazoa; Chordata; Mammalia; Artiodactyla; Delphinidae
Gene: KLHL6
Product: kelch like family member 6
Biological process (GO): germinal center formation; B cell receptor signaling pathway
Molecular function (GO): protein binding
Source: RefSeq, a predicted model, not a curated record
AUGUUGAUGGCAGGACAAAGGGGCACCUGGACCAUGGACAACGUGGUAGAGAAGAGUUUGGAAGGGCCCCUGGCACCUUCUACAGAUGAGCCCUCCCAGAAAAGGGGCGACCUGGUAGAAAUCUUAAAUGGGGAUAAGGUAAAAUUUGACGACACUGGACUCUCCUUAAUUCUGCAGAAUGGCCUGGAGACCCUCCGAGUGGAAAACGCUCUGACAGACGUCAUCUUGUGUGUGGACAUUCAGGAAUUCUCCUGCCACCGCGUGGUGCUUGCCGCGGCCAGCAACUAUUUCAGGGCCAUGUUCUGCAAUGAUUUAAAGGAAAAGUAUGAGGAGAGGAUCAUCAUCAAAGGGGUCGACGCGGAGACCAUGCACACUCUUCUGAACUACACGUACACCAGCAAGGCGCUGAUCACCAAGCAGAACGUCCAGCGGGUCCUGGAAGCUGCUAACCUUUUCCAGUUCCUGCGGAUGGUGGACGCCUGUGCGAGCUUCCUCACAGAAGCCUUGAACCCAGAAAACUGUGUUGGAAUACUGAGGCUGGCAGACACACAUUCCUUGGACAGUCUAAAGAAGCAGGUUCAAAGUUACAUCAUCCAGAACUUUGUGCAGAUCCUGAACUCCGAAGAGUUCCUUGAACUUCCUGUGGAUACCCUGUACCACAUCUUGAAGAGCGAUGACCUCUAUGUGACAGAAGAGUCUCAGGUGUUUGAGACUGUGAUGAGCUGGGUCAGGCACAAACAGUCAGAACGACUCUGCUUGCUCCCCUAUGUCCUGGAGAACGUGCGCUUGCCGCUUCUGGACCCAUGGUACUUUGUGGAGAUGGUGGAAGCGGAUCCUCUCAUCAGACAAUGCCCAGAGGUCUUCCCGCUGCUACAGGAAGCCAGGAUGUACCACCUUUCUGGCAAUGAGAUCAUUUCGGAGCGCACCAAGCCCAGGAUGCAUGAGUUCCAGUCUGAGGUGUUCAUGAUCAUCGGUGGCUGCACGAAGGAUGAACGGUUUGUGGCAGAGGUAACCUGCCUGGAUCCCCUGAGGCGCAGCCGCCUGGAGGUGGCCAAGCUCCCCAUGACAGAGCACGAGCUGGACAGUGAGAAUAAGAAGUGGGUGGAGUUUGCAUGCGUGACAUUAAAAAAUGAGGUCUACAUCUCAGGUGGCAAAGAAACACAGCAUGAUGUUUGGAAAUAUAAUUCUUCAAUCAACAAGUGGAUUCAAAUUGAGUAUUUGAACAUAGGCCGCUGGAGGCAUAAGAUGGUGGUGCUCGGGGGCAAGGUCUAUGUGAUCGGAGGUUUCGAUGGCUUGCAGAGGAUCAACAAUGUGGAGACCUAUGACCCCUUCCACAACUGCUGGUCAGAGGCUGCACCCCUCCUUAUCCAUGUCAGUUCCUUCGCAGCCACCAGCCAUAAGAAGAAGCUCUAUGUGAUUGGGGGAGGGCCCAAUGGGAAACUGGCCACGGACAAGACUCAGUGUUACGACCCUGCAACCAAUAAGUGGAAUUUAAAGUCGACCAUGCCAGUAGAGGCCAAAUGCAUCAAUGCAGUGAGUUUCCGGGACCGUAUCUAUGUGGUUGGAGGGGCCAUGAGAGCGCUGUACGCCUACAGCCCUCUGGAGGACAGCUGGUGCCUGGUGACCCAGCUCAGCCACGAGAGGGCCAGCUGCGGCAUCGCGCCCUGCAACAACCGGCUCUACAUCACUGGGGGGCGGGACGAGAAGAACGAGGUCAUCGCCACGGUGCUGUGCUGGGACCCCGAGGCCCAGAAACUGACGGAGGAGUGCGUCCUGCCCCGGGGGGUGUCGCACCACGGCAGUGUCACCAUCAGGAAGUCGUACACCCACAUUCGGAGGAUCGUGCCUGGAGCUGUGUCGGUCUGACUGCGGGAGCGCGGAGGGCGGAGCCGCGCGGGGAGCCCUCCUCCCUCUCCCCCGCAUCGGUCGCUCUAAAGCAGCUAGCGGAGCUUGAGUUACAGGCUGUGCAUACAUCAGGGGCUCACCGCAGCUCCCCAUGGCGGCUCCUUGGAAGUCACAGCUUUGGGACUUGAGACCAGCCAGGACUGUAUGUGAGACCUACCUCAGGAGGAAAGAAGAAUAAUACUUGACAUUCAAGACACACCUGUCCCAUGCCAGGUUUGAUACCGGGCACUUUUGUAUACCAAUUCCUUUAACCGUCAAAUGACCUGGUGACUGGAUUUUAUUACUCCCAUUCUACAGGUGAGAAAACCGAGUUUAAGAGAGGCUAAGUGAUUUGCCCCAGGUCAGUCAGAUUACAAGUUAGCUAAACCAGGAGUCUAAACCCAGGUCUUCCAAUUUCAAAGUUAGUGUAGGUUCUGUCAUGUUGUCUAUCUCAGAACAUGGUAAACACAAAACAGCUCAUUUUUGUUCUGACAAGUUUGCUAAAGGAUUCACUCAGCAAGGCAGGGAAAUAAAGGUGCUUCUUUUUUUCUUUUCUUCUUUCCCUUAUAUUUAAACUGUUUGGGAUCUUUGGUGUGGAAACCUUGGGCCCCUUGUCAAGAGCAUCUCAUAGGUUGUUCCAUCUGACAGUUCUGGGGAGACGGGUCCUGUUUGCUAUGGGAAGACCUGUUUGCUAUGAAAAAUGUAAAAGACUUCUGUCCUCCCCUCUAUUUGCUAUGAAAGACCUGUUUGCUAUGAAAAAUGUAAAAGACUUCUGUCCUCCCCUCUAUUUUUUAUGAUCACAGGAGGCCCAUUGUGGACUGGAACUGUCAUGGCUGGACAGAACUGUACCUUCAGCACAGGCCAGUGCCCUAGCCUCUCAAUGUCCAACAGUUGUAUUGCAAUGUAGAAAAGGUUUUUGCAGAGACUCAGAAUACCGUUUUUGUUUUUCCGGGGCGGGGGGAGGGUUGUCUUUGGUUUUGUUUCUUCAGUGUAAACAUCCUUACAUUGCUGGCCACUGCUGAAUGACUGGCUCUUCUUGACAGCACACUUUCUACUUUUUAGACAGUGAUUUGGGUCCAUGUCCCUGUGACCCCACCCUCCUGGAACCUUCGUUUUCAGGAUCCUUUUAUUCCCUUCUAUGUGGUUUUUGGAUCAGCUUGGCAUAGUUUUGACUCAAAGAACAGCGUCUGUUCUUCACUCUAAGAGAUGGAGCUUUCAUAUGAGCUCACUGGAAAUUCGUUCUAAUCCCCAAAUUGGGGACACAGAUUAAGAGAUCCUGUUUCAUGUGCUGUACUUAAAAGGCAGUAACAGGGGCUUCCCUGGUGGCGCAGUGGUUAAGAAUACGCCUGCCAAUGCAGGGGACGUGGGUUUGAGCCCCGGUCCGGAGACACCCCACAUGCCGCGGAGCAGCUAAGCCCGUGCGCCACAACUACUGAAGUCCGUGCGCCUAGAGCCCGUGCUCCGCAACAAGAGAAGCCACCGCAAUGAGAAGCCCGCGCACUGCAAUGAAGAGUAGCCUCCGCUCGCCCCAACUAGAGAAAAAGCCCGUGCACAGCAACGAAGACCCAACGCAGCCAAAAAAAAAAAAAAAACAACAACAGCAACAACAGUGGUAACAACAUAGUAACUGCAUUACUUAAUGUCCUUUAUUUUCAUCAUAUGAUUUCAAAUCUCUUUAGAGAGUUUUAUUUCAUGUCAGAUGGGCCAUUGUGUGCUUGUACUUCUCAGCAGUUUGGGAAGGUAUUAACAGUUGAUGGUGAAUUUAACUUUCAUAGAAAAGUUAUGGUUAGAAGGAGCUACAGUUCAAAGCAUAUAAAAAGACUUGGAAAAUUACAACUGAGAUUUCUAUGCUUAGAUCCUUGAGGAUAAAUAUAAAUGCAUGUUGGUGUUUGAAAAGCUCUGUGGCUUAGAGUUCAGCUCCUUGCUGUGAAAAGUGAGAUGGGAAAAUACGAACACAUUUGUGGGAAUUUAGAACACAUACCUCACUUACAGACACUGAUAACCUUAAUGAAGCUCUCAACUGAAACAAUUUAAUCUACUUCCAUUCAGCAAACAUUCCAGGAAAUGUUUGUUUGGCAAAGCCUUAGGGACUCCAAAGAGCAAGACCAAUCCCCACCCUAGAAACACUCGAUAAACAGGUAAACAGGCCACUUGGUCAAUAUUAUAAUUUUUCUUUUCAUCAAGUUAGAGAAAAUGAGACGUGUAUGAAGUUAUGAGGUUGCAUCCAGGUCUUUAUUGCCCUUCCAAGUGAUCUCCUUGGGAAGCUGUGCUCUUUGGUCAAUGAUGUGGCCAUUGUUUACAUAUUUGUUUUUCUUUGAGAUCGCCUUCAGAAACCACUUCUGGGCUAUAGGAGCUAUCAGUCGUAUUUCAAAGACAACUUCAGGAAAGAACUUUCAAAGAGGAAGUUCAAUGACGGCAUCAUUGGCAAUGCAGAGAGCCUCCCCUCAAGAAAGAGUGUUCUCUUUGUCCUGGUGGUCCUUUGAUAAGAGCAACUGGCAAACUUUGAGCCCAAAUUUUCAGCAGGUUAACCCUAUGCCGGGAAACUGAGGAUUUAGGAUCUCUGUGUUAUAAAUCUGGUUCUCAAUGUAAGGGUUCUCAAUAACGGCAUGGGUUGGCGGACAGAGACACCUACUAAGAAGAUCCAGAGUUCUGCACUUGAAGCUGCCAGUCUGUAGCUUUUAGGGACAUAAUGAAUUUCAAGUCAUUUUUGGGAAACUUUAUAUCAUCAGGAUUUAAGUCUCUAGGCAGUAGCCAGGGAUGGAAUCUCUUAAAAUCUAACUUCCAUUCUGAGAUGAACAAACAAACAAACAAAAAUCAAGUUUGCAGGAAGUUAACUCUCAUAAGCCGUACUACCAACAGGGGGACGAGGCAGGCUGGUGCCAGAUGAGCCAGAGACAAAGGGCCCUGGGACUCAGGCAGGGUGUGUAGGAUGUCCUGGCACAGCAGACUGGAUCUUGAGGCGGGUCCCAUGAGUGGAUAGAGUACCCCUGACUGGGAGGAAGAGGAUGAGGUAGGAAGAGGAGAAAGUCAGGUUUAAGGACGCAGGUCUAGAAAAUGAUGUCAGGGACCCUGGAGUUUGUGAGCACGACUCCAUUUUCAAGAAGUGUGAGGGCAGAAUAAGGAACCAGGGGUUCCAGGCAAGUGGGUUCCAGGAGGAAGCCCACUUCUCAGAAGUGAGACAAAGUUAGAGCAGGACCAGCCAUCAGACCCAUUUGCUGUGCGGCCUCUGAGCUGCUUGGCUGGGUCUCUUAUCGUUCUGGACCAAGAGAGAGUGAGGCCCAGAGGCUCUGAUGAGGUGGAAUCUGUUGGGGAGGUUAAGGGGCCCCAGUUGCCAAGGCUGAUCUGAAAUGGAUGGGGAGCUAAGCUCACCCAAACAUCAACAGAUUAAAUGUUCUCUUCUUAGCUUUCAUCACAUUCUGCAUACACUGGCUUCAGGAAACACGCAGACACACAGGCACACAGAGCUCUUGAACUGAAAGAAAUUGUGCUCUCAGGGAAAUGCAAAUAUUUGCUUAUAGCUAUGAAAGUGUAGCUUUGCUAUUUAUAAAAGCCCUUGAGGUACUGCUGUUAUUCACUUAUCCUACUUGAUUUUGAAAAAGAAAGUACUCAGUAAAAUUUUCAAAGUGGGUAAACACCACUGGGAUUUCUUAUAUAAAGUCCUAACUUGGGGUUGCAAAAUCCUUUUUUCCCUUAGUAUCUGAUCUGGGUGUUGUAUGAGAUCUUUUAAUUUGAAGAGUCAUCCUUCAUGGAAAUCCACAAAUAUCUCAAACAUGGCUACUGCAAAACCAGUUCUGA